UCCAGUGUGGAGGCAGCAGAGCUCUCUUGCUAACUGUCAAGCAGAGCAAUUAGUCUUGUAAUUGUUGUCUAUGAAGAAUGGCUUCCUCUUCCCCGGACCCCGCCUUUCCCUUACUGCGCAGGCGCAGUAGUCCCUUGCCUGCCUCCAAAGCGUGGUCCCCAAGAUGGCGGCGCCCAGGGAAGCAUCUUCAGAUGAGGAAGAAGUUGAACAUGAACCUAGACUUCGAAACACCCCUGAAGAUAUUUCCCUUGAAGCUGCUGCUAAUACCAUUGCCUUUCACCCCUGUCAAGAUAUAAUAGCUGCUGGAGAUGUGGACGGUGAUGUAUAUGUGUAUUCAUACUCGUGUGUGGAAGGUGGGAACAAGGAACUUUGGUCUUCAGGACAUCACUUGAAAUCCUGCCGGGAAGUGUCCUUUUCCCAUGAUGGCCACAAGCUCUACACGGUCUCCAAGGAUAAAUCUAUUCAUAUCCUGAAUGUUGAAGAGGGUCGUCUUGUGACACGUUUCUCCAAAGCACAUAGCUCUGCUUUGAACAGUCUGCUGGUGAUAGAUGAGCACUUGUUUGCUACAGGAGAUGACAGUGGAGAACUGAAAGUGUGGGACCUACGCAAAGGGACCUCCAUCAUGGAAGCAAAACAACACGAGGAGUACAUCAGUGAUAUAGCUGUGGAUGGAAACAAGAAACUGCUGCUCACCACCAGUGGAGAUGGAACAAUGGGAGUCUUCAACAUCAAGAGGAGGCGUUUUGAGCUACUGUCUGAACCUCAGAAUGGAGAGCUGACAGCUGUCUCUCUUAUGAAGAGAGGGAAGAAAGUGGCUUGUGGCUCCAGUGAAGGGACUAUUUACCUUUUCAACUGGGAUGGCUUUGGUGCUACCAGUGACCGUUUUGCACUGAAGGCAGAAUCCAUUGACUGCAUGGUUCCCAUAACAGAAAAUAUUGUGUGCACAGGCUCAACAGAUGGAGUCAUCAGGGCAGUAUACAUCUUGCCCAACCGGGUUAUAGGCAGCAUUGGGCAGCAUGUAGGGGAACCUAUUGAGCAGCUGGCUCAGUGUCAUAACGGCCUAUUCCUUGGUAGCUGUGGCCAUGACCAGAAGGUGAAGUUCUGGAACAUCUCUUCUCUUCGUUCAGUGAUUGUGGAUGACUACAGAAAGAAGAAGAAGAAAAGUGGCCAGCUAAAAGCACUGAGUAGCAAAGCAUUUGGUAGUGGGGAUGACUUCUUUGCAGAUUUGAGAGAGGAACCUGCUGGCCUAAAAGAAGAGGACAGUGUGGCCACUGAGAGUGACAGUGACUGAGAGUUACACUGAUCAUGUGUGAUGGGGCUUAUUCCUCUCAAGGGGUCUGACCAGAAAUUGCCAUGGUUUGGCAGAAAUUCAAGUAUGCAUCUUUGCACUGUGAGACAAACAACAGAACAUUUCAACCUUUCUUGCUUGGCCUAAUGAAAUCUAUUACAUUGUCAAGCCAAGUCUUGAUGUUUGGCAGUUCUGUGAAAGCAAGAUUGUCUUUCUGAAAUACCUUCAUGAGAACAGUAGUUUGACUACUAUAAAUUGGGGAGAUGCAGGUAACAGCUGAUGCAUUUGGAAAUAUUUAUUUUCUGUUAGUUUCUUAGAAUUAUGGUUACUAAAAUUAUUUUUGAUGGAAAUCUUUUGCCUCCUAAAAUAUGCAAAACUCAUGGUUGGACUGAGUAUAUGCUUUUCUGCUGCAACAGUGAAGGUUUUUUUUUUUUCAAAGGUGGGAAGGCUAGAAUUUAGAUGGUGAAAAUGCUAGCAACUCCUUGAGGAAAGUAACACAGGCACUUGCCACAGACUGUUUACACCUAGCAGGGGACUUUUUAGUCCUGUAGAAAUUUUGCUUCUAGCUAGCAGAAUUAAAACCGUGGUUCAACCAUUUUUAUUAAUAAUUUAUUAUAUCAUUAUCCAUUGAGUAUGUCUAUCUCAAAGUAAGGAUUACCCCAGACCUUUGAGAAACAGUAACAUCUUGUGUACUUCUGGUAAAGAUUUUCUGCGAUCUCACGAGGUCUAGGCUUACUGGCAAUUGUAAGAUCUCCCAAGGUCAGGCCAAAGAAAAGCCAUGAAGCUGGCAACCUGCACUCUUAUAUCCAGAUACAAGGUCAAAAAGACCCUUUUCACUCAUUUCCUGCAAAGAAAGGGAGGGGGAAGAUUAAGGGCAAAACUGAAAUGGAGUGCACACCAUCACUUGUGUUUUCCAAAGCAUGAACAGAAUUGGUUGUCCCAUUUUGUUAUUAAAAGAUCACAUUCAGGCAUUAUUAUAUUCCAUAUCCUCUGAAGCCAGUUCUGGAGUGAGAGAAAUGAUAGCAUCUUGUGUUUUGAUAUUAAAACCAGCUUCAUAUUGUCUGUCACCUAAUAAAAAUUACUUCACUUAGAUAGCUGCCCCUACACUGACCUUAUUAAAAGUGUAAUUCCACUACUGUUCACCUAGCUGUUGAUCUGGUUCCUUUUCAACUACAUUCCCAACAAGAAAUGGUUCUCAUACCAUAUUUUUUAAAUUGAAAGAGAUACACAUAAUUGUUGGUAAAUAACAAUUUGCACAAAAACCUACCAGUAUUUCAUAGAACCACUCAGGACUCCAGAGUAAAACUAUUUUUAGUACUGUAUGUCUCCAUAAAUGCCUCAGGUUCUUUCCAUAAGUAACAUGGAUUCAUGAUGUUCUAUUUCUCUUGAAUUUAUUCUGUACCGACAUGAUCCUCAUUUAGAUACCAAAAAUAUGAAGAGAUUGUCAGAACAAGAAGUGUGUAACACAUUAGAAACUAGCAAGUUGUAUUUGGCAUGAACUCUUGUAUACUUCUGGCAAAGUCAAACUUCCUGGUUUUGUUUAGGUGCCACAAAACUGUUCCCCCCCCCCCCUGUAGCACAUUAAUAGGGCUAAACCCUGGGAAGGGGAUCAUUCCAGUCUAACCUUUUUUUAUACAGUAAUUCUGAUUAUGAUACAAUGUUGAAAAAACUGUCCUAACUAAAAAAAUUCCUUUUCUUGCUACCAUGAAAUGUGUAGCAUAGAAUAUUGCUAUUGGACCUUGGGGCUACUCACUUUUUCAUAUUGUUCUCUUUAUAAGCAGCUAAUACUUGAAGAAUGCUGGUAACACAUGAGCAUCUUCUCCACCCAACAUAAUCGAAAUCAGUACGUAAUUAAAUCUUUCUCUAACUGACAGCAGUUGAACUGGCCUCCCUUCAACAAACAAAGGGCAAGUUACCUGCUCAUUUUACUAUGCUAUUGAUUAUAAUGGGAAUCAAACCCCAGCAGAUACUUAGGGCCCACUGUAUUUUAUCCAUUCUAAUUGUCUAAUUUAAUGCUACUACUUCUCAUACAUUUUGGAUUGUACCUUCUGUGAGCCUUAGCUAUGCUGGGAGCUGUAGUCUCACUUGGAGGCCACAAACUUGUCUGUCCAAGUGUAACAGGUUUGUGACAAAAUAGUUGAAAAGAGACAAACUGUAGGCUUUUAUAAUUAAGAUGAAAGAUGUUGUACUUGUAUGUAACGAUGCUACAUUCCCAUUCCCUGAGAAGACUGUUUUGUUCAUCAAGCAGGCACAAGAGUCCGUAUUACUUGUAGUGAAUUUCAGGAGUGAAUAAAAUAUUAACAUUUCUCUUUU
Messenger RNA from Sceloporus undulatus (fence lizard), 3601 nucleotides. RefSeq names its product WD repeat domain 55 (gene WDR55). The transcript has 8 exons. NCBI's taxonomy places the organism in Eukaryota, Metazoa, Chordata, Lepidosauria, Squamata, Phrynosomatidae. The coding region runs from base 164 to 1291 and encodes 375 amino acids. The record is from RefSeq and is a predicted model, not a curated record. Gene Ontology annotation, molecular function: protein binding.